AUGAAUGCUCAACGUGAAAUAACGAAUACGAAAGAACGAGAGCAAAUAAAACAAAAUCAGGAACAAUCAGAAAAAAAUCUUCAAAACGUCUUCGGUCAAUUAGAAAAUUUGCGCCCUCAACUUGCCAACGAAGAAAAUAUAAGUAAAACAUUAACCCUAGAAAAAGACGAACUAGAAAAAUAUCAACAGGAGUUAAGAAAAAGAAUUCUUAAUCCAUUAGAUAGAGUAGAUGAAAUUAAAAUAAAAGAUUUUUAUAAAGAAUUAGAAAAAUAUGGCAAAGACAUUAAUGAAAAAAUCAAAAACAAGGAAAAAAUUGAUCGACAAAUCAAAGCGUUACAAGAAACUAUUUAUUUUAAUGAGGCAAAACGAGAAAAAUUAGAAAAAGAAAUUGAAAAUUUUGAAAAAAUAUUAGCACCGAACGGUAAUAGAGAUAAGCGACGUGCUGUUCUUGUUAUAUGCGAACAGAUUGCUAGUCUAGAAAAGAUCGCUGCCAAAGUUAGAAAAGAAUUUCAUACCAAAGAAAAUAACAUCUAUACUUAUGAUCGUGCCUAUAAAAAAUUCGAAAAAAAUGAAUUAAAUCCUGGCGAUAUUAUUAUUGCAACUAAUAUUUCAGGUCGAGGUACGGAUUUAGGUAUUAAUGAAUUAGUUGAAGUUAAUGGUGGAUAA
Molecule: messenger RNA, 666 nt
Organism: Rotaria sp. Silwood1
Lineage: Eukaryota; Metazoa; Rotifera; Eurotatoria; Philodinida; Philodinidae
Source: the annotation of a GenBank genome assembly